Messenger RNA from Saccostrea echinata, 752 nucleotides. Its product is annotated as THAP domain-containing protein 10-like. Lineage: Eukaryota; Metazoa; Mollusca; Bivalvia; Ostreida; Ostreidae. The record is from RefSeq and is a predicted model, not a curated record. Bases 237 to 752 code for a protein of 171 amino acids. Gene Ontology annotation, molecular function: sequence-specific DNA binding. The transcript is spliced from 3 exons.
AAGUGGUAUUAUAUAUUUUGUUUAAGUAUUAAAAUAUCUAGAAAAGCAAGUUUUUCCAACAAAGUCGAUUUUAUAAAGGAGAUAUCGCCAAAAAACUGAAAAUUUUAAAAAUAUACACCUUUACGAUACCGAAAACGAGGCUAUUCCUAGCUAAAACGGAAGUGACGUCACAACACAUCAGUUUGCGCCAUUUUUAGAAAGUCUUCUAUUGACCUGUGCGUGUUUUCCGGCGAAUAAUGGCCAGCAAAAGUGUCGGACGCAUGUGUGUUGUAGCGGGAUGCAGCAAAAGACAGUCAGAUGGCGUGUCGGUUCAUGUUUUCCCCAAAGAUGAGCGACUGCGAGCGGCCUGGUGUCGUUUUGUGAAGCUGACGAGGGCAGACUGGUCUGGUCCUUCGAAAUACACCGUUAUCUGCAGUGACCAUUUCAACGAGGAUUGCUAUGAGGUACAUUUCUCGCUCAUGAAGGACUUUGGGAUCCCAGCGAAGAAGCGUCUACGCCAGGGGUCCAUACCAAGCAUAUAUCCCAAGCGGAAAAGAGACCAACUGAACGAUGCGUUCCUGGAGUCUCCCCAUGUAAACACCCCUACUCCAGUACGAGGAGCCCAUGCAAAGCGUGAGAGGAAUAGGGUAUUGGCAGAGCUGCUUCAUGACAACACAGAGGUUGAAGAAAUACAGGAAGAGUCGCAAGACCAGGAUGAAUGUGUUGGGAUCCAAACAACGCCUGUUCCCUUUCCCACACCUGUUUCGUACUAA